Messenger RNA from Populus euphratica (Euphrates poplar), 1482 nucleotides. Its product is annotated as putative protease Do-like 14. Gene Ontology annotation, molecular function: protein binding. The record is from RefSeq and is a predicted model, not a curated record. Lineage: Eukaryota; Viridiplantae; Streptophyta; Magnoliopsida; Malpighiales; Salicaceae. The transcript is spliced from 9 exons. Bases 17 to 1270 code for a protein of 417 amino acids.
AUACUGAAAAGUAACGAUGGAGUCUGCUACCUCUUCUAAGCGGCAACGAGUUGGUAAUGUACAACGUGCGGCGAGGGAUACAGAGGACGAGGAGGAAGAGAAGAUGUUUGAUGUACGGAGCGUGAACAAAGAUGUGGAUGUUGAUUCAAAAAUAGCUGCUCUCAAGGUUUCUCUGUCUGUUGUGUGCCUCUUGUCCCGCACAGGUGGUAAGAAUUUGUGUAGAUGCUCGGGGACGGUCGUAGAAUGUGAGUGCAAACAAGAGAUUGGUGGUGGGGGUGGCGGCGGUGAAUUUGUUGCUACCAUCCUCACUUCUGCUAACCUUCUCAGAUUUCCUGCUUAUUCUAGAUAUACUUUUUUGGCCCCUGACAUCACCGUUGAGGUUUAUUUAUCAAAGGGCAAGCCAUUGAAGGGACAAGUUCUUGGGUAUGAUUUCCACUACAACCUUGCCAUCAUUCAAAUCACAACCGACUAUCCUCUUCCUACAGCAAUUCUCACAGACAUAGAUGUUUCGAUGCCUCUAACUCCUACACCUCUGCUCACUGAUUCAAAACCAUUUGGCCUUCGUCCUCAUACGGUAGAUUCAAGUUUGUUUAAGCUCCGUGGCGGUGACAAGGUAAUAGCCUUGGCCCGAACUCAUACCUGCCAUUGUCUUCUAGUUGAAUCUGGCACGUUAAGUAUCUAUAAGAGCAGCGGGCUUCAUUGUCAAGAGCUCCUCUACACUUCUUGCAAGACAACUCAUGUUUAUAUUGGCGGGCCUCUUAUAAAUUGUGAUGGAGAGGUCAUUGGGAUUGUUUUUCAUUAUGAUGGCUAUGCUGCUUUUUUGCCCAUCAACAUAGCUUCUAGAUGCAUGCAGCUUUUAAAGAGAGACAGGGGAGUCUGUCAUCCUUGGUUGGGGAUGACCCUGACCAAUUCUUACGCUGCCAAGGCAUCUGUUUUGGAGGAAAUAAUCCAAAAGUUCCCUCAUAUCAGCAAUGGAAUUAUAGUUAAAGACGUAAUGAAAGGGUCUCCUGCAGCACAUGCUGGAAUAGUCUCCAAAGACAUUAUAGUGGAAUGUGAUGGAGAAGUUGUUAGAUGUUCCUUAGAGUUUUGUAGAAUGGUGUGGAAUAGGGCUAGCCAAUCCGUGGAAGUGGUUGUGAUGAGACCAAGUUCCAGCAAGCAUGUGAAGCUGACUAUGGUUGCUGAUGAGUUAAAACCUGCUAGUUAUAACUGGCAAGUCCUUUUUCAUUUGUUUGUAUGUUGGUUUUCGUAUAGAAAUGCAAGGUGGCACUAAAAUAGAGAGUUUAUUAAUUGGUUUAUCUUAGGUGUCAUGAUGUUUUUGGGUAGGCUUGUCCCUAUAUAUAUAUAUUCCGAAACAAUUGAUUUUCUACAUGUUGAUUUUUAAAAAUAUAAUUAGGUAAACAUUAACUCACUGGAUGAUUGCAUAUUUGUAUGAGCUUUCUACAAGUUUCUCUCAUAUGUUUAUUCCUUGCUGUCUUGGGUUUU